AUGCUGGGCCUCGUUCUUCCUAGCGGGUUUCCGGCCUCCGUGCACCCUCCGUACAUGGCGUACGCAGGCUGGCAGUUUACGGGCAUGGCGGCUUCCGCUGCUGCGGGGGUGAUGUCAACGCAAGCCCUGCUCUACGCGAUGGGGCUCGGUGCCGGCGCCCUUCCGCUAGCCGCAACGCUGAACUGGGUGAUCAAGGAUGGCCUUGGACAGCUGGGCGGGGUGGCGUUCUCGAGUCUAGUCAGUACACGUUUCGACGCGAAUCCAAAGCUGUGGAGAGUCGUUGCUGCGGUUUCCCUCGACGCUUCCAUGGUGUUGGAACUCCUGUCCCCGCUCGCUCCGGCGUACUUCUUGCCGAUCGCAUCGGUCGCCAACAUCGGAAAAAACGUGUCGUUCCUAGCCGCGUCGGCUAGCCGUGCGGCCAUCCACAACGUGCUCUCUUUGAAGGGAAACCUGGCGGACGUUACCGCCAAGUCGGGCGCGCAGACCAUCCUCGCGUGCAUGGCGGGCACCGGGGCGGGCGUCACGCUGUCGGCGUCUCUGGGCUCGGAGUUCCACGCCAUCGUCCCGGCGUGUCUGUGCCUGUCCGUCGUGCACCUAGGGGCCAACCACAUGUCCAUGCGGCGGCUUGGCAUACCGACCUUCGAUCACCAGCGGCUAGAGCUGGUAGUCAACGGCAUGGCCGACGGCGACAGGAGCCGCGGCAUGCCCAGUCCUCAAGACAUAGCGGCCCAAGAAGAUGUCGUGGCGUACGCCGUUCGCGAAAAGAUCGGGUUGGACCUCUCCCCUACGGUGGUCGUGGGAUCUCGAUUGAAGGAGGCCGUCAAGGGUUGGGGAGAGCUGGAGGAGCUCUGCCGGGUUUGCGAGGGUCUCCCUUUCCUUCUGUCGGUCAGGGGCGACCUCGCUCACCGGACGGGAGAGGUACACGUCUUGCUCUUGGAAGGCUGCGGGGCUCGGGAAGUCCUUGCCGGGAGCUACGUGGCGCUGGUCGCGAAACGCCUCCUGCUUGAGCGGGGGCUGCGAAGGUCGCGCGGCCGUCGACGAGCGGGGACACUGACACGUGGGGGCAAAGAAGUUGCGCCCACAGGAGACAUUCUCCCUGAGGUGAUCGAGGAAGCGCUACGGCAAGGGGCUGCCUUGCUGGCGUCCCCCCCUGCGCCGCCGUCCCCGAUCGUCUCUUCCUCUCCGACUGACACACAAGGGGGACAAGAAGAGGUAGGGGAGGCCCCGACGUUGCAAGAACAAGGCGAUGCCGCGAGGCACGGGCGCAUGAUCGCACGCGAACUGAGCGCCAGGGCAGAGCGGUCAGGAUGGAACACGUCGGCGUUGUUCCUGGAAAAGGCGGGGGCGGUGAGGCUACGACUUGUCCGCCUGCCCGAAAAUUGCGGCGACUCUUCUCCGGGUGGCAGGAAUGCGGCGGCGGCGGCGGCGGCCGGGGGGUGA
This is a messenger RNA of Ectocarpus siliculosus, 1440 nucleotides long. The record is from the annotation of a GenBank genome assembly. Lineage: Eukaryota; Phaeophyceae; Ectocarpales; Ectocarpaceae.